AAUUUUAAAUCGCUUCGAGUGCGGUGUGAAAAGCAUUAAUUGUCGGUUGUGUGCUCGGGAGCUCCGACUUUUUAGUUUUAAAUCAACAAAACGUUUCCUUGAACUUGCUGGAAAUAACUAGUUGCCAAUAAGGCCAGUGGAAAACAAGAGUGGAAGAUUUCUUUAAACUCAUAACUCAAAGAUGGUACUGACGGAGGCCCUUUUCGUGGUGGUGGCUGCCCUGGUGGCGGUGUACAUGUGGUGCCAGCGAAACCACAGCUACUGGCAGCGCAAGGGCAUUCCGUAUAUCCCACCCACACCGAUUAUUGGAAACACGAAGGUGGUAUUCAAGAUGGAGAACUCCUUUGGCAUGCACCUCUCGGAGAUCUACAAUGAUCCCCGAGUUAAAGACGAGGCCGUGGUGGGCAUAUAUUCCCUUAACAAACCCGGCUUGAUUAUUCGCGACAUAGAGUUGAUCAAAUCCGUGCUGAUCAAGGACUUCAAUCGGUUCCACAACCGUUACGCCCGCUGCGAUCCCCACCGCGAUCCCCUGGGCUAUAACAACCUAUUUUUCGUGAGGGAUAGCCAUUGGAAGGACAUUCGCACCAAGCUAACGCCUGUUUUUACCAGUGGAAAGGUGAAGCAGAUGUAUACCCUAAUGCAAGAGAUUGGUAGCGAUUUGGAGGCAGCUCUAAAGAGACAUGGCGAGAAGAGCUCCGGCAAGUACAUCACCGAGAUCAAGGAGAUCUGCGCCCAGUUCUCCACGGACAGCAUAGCCACCAUUGCCUUUGGUAUCCGUGCGAAUAGCCUGCAGAAUCCCAACGCCGAGUUCCGUAACUUCGGACGUAAGCUCUUCACCUUCACCAUAUCCCGUGCCAAGGACUUCUUCGUGGCCUUCUUCCUGCCCAAACUGGUGUCCCUGAUGCGCAUCCAGUUCUUCACACCGGACUUUUCCCGCUUCAUGCGGAGCACCAUUGGCCAUGUAAUGGAGGAACGAGAGCGAACGGGCUUCAUCCGCAACGAUCUGAUUGAUGUCUUGGUGGGUCUGCGCAAGGAGGCGGCCGCUGAGCCCUCGAAACCGCACUAUGCCAAGAACAAUGACUUCUUGGUGGCCCAGGCGGGUGUCUUCUUUACGGCUGGCUUCGAGACCUCCUCCUCGACGAUGUCCUUUGCUCUGUAUGAGUUGGCCAAACAUCCCGAGAUGCAGCAACGACUGCGCCAGGAGAUCAACGAAGCUUUGGUCGAAGGCGGUGGCACACUGUCCUACGAGAAGAUCCAGUCCCUGGAGUACCUAAGCAUGGUGGUGGAUGAGGUGCUGCGCAUGUAUCCGGUACUGCCCUUCCUGGAUCGCGAGUACGAGAGUGUCAAGGGUCAGCCGGAUCUGAGCCUGAAGCCGUUGUACGAUUAUACAUUUGAGAACGGAACACCAGUGUUUAUACCCGUCUAUGCAUUGCAGCAUGAUCCAAAGUACUGGACCAAUCCCAGCCAGUUUGAUCCGGAACGCUUCUCGCCCGAGAAUCGCAAGUCCAUCGUGGCCAUGGCAUACCAGCCCUUCGGAUCCGGUCCCCACAACUGCAUCGGCAGCCGGAUUGGCCUGCUCCAGAGCAAACUGGGCCUCGUCAGCCUGCUGAAGAAUCACUCGGUCAGGAGUUGCGCGGCCACCAUGAAGGAGAUGAAGUUCGAUCCCAAGGGCUUUGUGCUGCAGGCCGAGGCCGGCAUCCAUCUGGAGAUCGUUCAUGAUCGCCUCUACGAUGAAAGCGCCGCACGGGGCGAUUGAAUCAAUUGUGAAGUAUAGUAUGCGGAAUAGAUAGUUGUAGUGAUUGGCUGAUGGGGUAGGUAAUCGCUUUUUGACAGCUGGCAUUUGCUUAAGUUAUAAUACACAUUAUACAACAAUCCGUGUCAGUAGCGGCGCCUUGUCUACUCAAUAAAAACAAAAAACAAAAUCA
This is a messenger RNA of Drosophila elegans, 1925 nucleotides long. RefSeq names its product cytochrome P450 6g1 (gene Cyp6g1). The transcript has 4 exons. The coding region runs from base 182 to 1756 and encodes 524 amino acids. Lineage: Eukaryota; Metazoa; Arthropoda; Insecta; Diptera; Drosophilidae. Gene Ontology annotation, molecular function: iron ion binding; oxidoreductase activity, acting on paired donors, with incorporation or reduction of molecular oxygen; monooxygenase activity. Gene Ontology annotation, biological process: response to DDT; insecticide catabolic process. The record is from RefSeq and is a predicted model, not a curated record.